AUGGCGGAUCCAGAGUGGGUGGAUGUUCCCAUAGACGGGAUGUUAUCUAAAUCCUACGCCGCUGAACGAGCGGAAUGUAUCGACUUAGAUAAGGCGGCUUUUGAUGUUCCAGCAGGUGGUCCAGAGGCGCACGAAGAUACAACCUGUUUUUGCACCGCGGACCGAGCCGGAAAUCUCGUUUGUAUCCUGCAGAGUAUCCAAUCGGGGUUCGGUUCCAGUCUUAUCGCAGGCGACACGGGUAUCCUCUUGAACAAUCGCAUGACCUAUUGGCAUUUGGAAGACGGACACCCCAACUGCCUGAUGCCCGGCAAACGUGUCCGCCACACCAUGAACCCUGUCAUUGUUACAAAGGACGGUCAACCGUUCUUAGCAUGUGGCACCCCUGGAGCAGAUACACAGGUCCAAACGAAUCUACAACUCGUUACCCAUAUGCUUGAUUUCGGAAUGACACCACAGGAGGCGGUCUCUGCACCGCGCUGGCGGAGUUUACAGAACCCGAUGGAAUCCACUAUUCCGCACGUCUGCUCCAAUGACCUCCAGUUAGAAAAUCGGUUCCCCUCGGAUACCAAGGAUGGAUUAGGAGAAAGGGGACAUGAACUCCAAAUUGUUGGUGAUUGGGGUGGUCCAGGGAGUGCUCAGGCUAUCAUGGUGCAUCCUGAAUCGGGCGCACUCAUCGGAGGUUCCGAUCCAAGAACAGACGGGUACGCUGUCACUUUUUAG
Molecule: messenger RNA, 720 nt
Organism: Geodia barretti
Lineage: Eukaryota; Metazoa; Porifera; Demospongiae; Tetractinellida; Geodiidae
Source: the annotation of a GenBank genome assembly